CUGCUACUCAGGACUUUUAUGGAGACAGCAUCAGUUUUAUGCCUCUGAAGAAGAAGCAGGAUGGGACGAUUCAGGUAACUUUCUACAACAGAGAAAAUGGCAGGACUAACUGUCCAAACCAGGUCAACUACACAUGUGACAGCGGUGCUUGUACCAGCAUUAAAGAAGGACUGAACCUCCAAACUGACCACGACAACACAGGGCAAAACAGGUGGUGUCAGUCAGAGGGAAAGACAACAGUGACUGUCUCAACUAACAAAACCUCCUUUUCUCUGAGUGACUCUGGCUGCUGCUGGUUGUCUGGAACAAAAACAUGGACGACACAUGCAGAGUUGGAUGUGGGAACACGUUCUGACACACAUGGCCUCAACAGCUGCCCUGUUACCACGACGGUGGCUGCAUUAAGGGUGCCUCAGAACUGUUUUUCAAGACUUCAUUUGCUGGCUCAUGAUCCAGACGGAGAUGAUGUGAAAUGUCGCUUUGCUGGUAACAGUCCUGCAAACUUCACUCUAGAUGAGACUAAAUGCAUGCUGACCAAAGACGGUGAUGUAAGCGUUGGUGUCCAUGUGUUUGAGCUGAUGUUGGAGGACUUUCCCACCAAAAACAUCACUCUGUCAUACCAAGAUGGGAGCUCAGUGUUCCACGAUGCGUCCGAUGUGAAUUCAAAUCCUCUGUGCAGUGUGAAGCUGCAGUUCUCACUGGAGGUUCUUCCUCCUCUGGCAAACUGUAAAGCCGGCCAUAUCCAGCCCAUGUUCCUGUCGAAGACUCCUUCACAUGGUGACGUUCUUCAUGCCUCUGUGGGUCACAUGUUCCACCUUCAUGCUGAAGCACAAGCUCAUCAUUCCAGCAUACACACCUUCCAGGUCAGUGGUCCUCAGAAUAUGACCAAGCAGUUCACAGACAAAGCGCAUGGAAAAGCAGGGCUGACACUGAGCUGGAUGCCACACGAGACCGACGUCUACAGAUUUGUCCCUGUUUGUUUCACAGCAGAGACAAAUGAAACCCAAUCAGAGAUGAGGUGCGUCAUUGUCAUGGUGACCAGAUCAACCAUUGUUCAAGGCAAAGCCUCGGUUCAUGUGACCCAACAAGAUGACAGUAGCCCUGGAUAA
Molecule: messenger RNA, 1109 nt
Organism: Sphaeramia orbicularis (orbiculate cardinalfish)
Lineage: Eukaryota; Metazoa; Chordata; Actinopteri; Kurtiformes; Apogonidae
Exons: 9
Coding region: 39-1109 (356 amino acids)
Source: RefSeq, a predicted model, not a curated record